Messenger RNA from Bubalus bubalis (water buffalo), 8969 nucleotides. RefSeq names its product cyclin T2 (gene CCNT2). The transcript has 8 exons. Gene Ontology annotation, cellular component: cyclin/CDK positive transcription elongation factor complex; nucleus. The coding region runs from base 4196 to 6184 and encodes 662 amino acids. NCBI's taxonomy places the organism in Eukaryota, Metazoa, Chordata, Mammalia, Artiodactyla, Bovidae. The record is from RefSeq and is a predicted model, not a curated record. Gene Ontology annotation, molecular function: cyclin-dependent protein serine/threonine kinase activator activity. Gene Ontology annotation, biological process: regulation of transcription by RNA polymerase II; positive regulation of DNA-templated transcription, elongation.
UCCAGGGGAUCUUCCUGACCCAGGGAUCAAGCCCAGGUCUCUUGCAUUGCAUGCGGGUUCUUUACUGUCUGAGCCUUUGGUGCUUAUGUUGAAAUCUCUGAGUCAUUUUGUUUGAAGUUCUCUUGAAGAUCAUGGCAACAGUAUUGUCUGAAUUCUUGCAUGAUAAUAGUUUGUUCCCUUUAUACCCACGGUCAAUUUGGGGGUGUAAAAUCCUUGGCUCUUGCUUUCUUUUGAGUAUCUUAAAUUUAUGUACACUUUUUUCUUUCCUGGUAUAAAGCAUUGCUGGCAGUUGGGGUGGUGAUCUAAUUUUUCUUUCUUUUUAUUUUUUUUGCCUAAGUAGCCCAGGAGUUUAUUUUUCCCUUUAAAAUCAGUAAUCGCAGUACAGUGUGUGUUUGUGUUGGUUGUUCUAGGUUGAUAUGAUCAGGUGUGUGAUGUGCUCUUCAAAUAUGUGAUUUCAUAUCCUUAUUAUUUUAUGUUACGAAUCGGUUUUUUAAUGUCUGUUUGGAGGUGAGUUAGCUUUUUGGUGUUGUUUAAUUGUGGUAAAAUAUAGCAUAAAUGUGACAUUUAAGCCAUUUUUAAAGUGUAUUAGUUCAGUGGCAUUAAGUACAUUCACAUUGUACCCUAACCACCCUCCAUCCAUCUCUAGAACUUUUUUAUCUUCACAAACUGAAACCAUUCAAUAAUCAAACUUCACAUUUCUCCUUUCCCUCAGCAACCACCAUUCUACUUUGUCUAUGAAUUUCACUCUUUUGGUACCUCUUAUAAGUGGACUCUUAAAAUAUUUGAACUUUUGUGUCUGGCUUAUUUCACUUUACAUAAUGUUUUCAAGAUUCAUCUUUGUUGUAGCAUGUGUCAGAAUUCCCUUCCUUUGCUAAAGCUGAGUAUGUACCACCAAUUGUAUCACAAUUUGUUGAUCCAUUUUAAUCUGUUAAUGGGCAAAUGUAUAGCUAUUAUAAACAUGAGUGUACAAAUUGCUCAGUUCCUUACUAUCAGUACUUUGGGGUAUGUACCCAGAUACGGAAUUACUGGAUCACAUUGUAAUUCUGUUUUGUUUUCAGAAACUGCCAUCCUGUUUUCCCCAGCACCAGCACCAUCUCAUAUUCUAGCUAGUAAUGCACACAGAUGCUAGCUUUACAUCCUCUAAGGUUUACUCUUUUCUGGUUUUCUCAUAAUAACCAUCAUCAUGGGUGUGAAGUGAUUGAAGUUUUGAUUUGCAAUUUUCUGGUGACUACUGACAUUGGACACCUUUUCGUGUGUUUAUUGGCCAUUUAUAUGUAUUCUUUGGGGAAACAUCUAUUCAAGUCUUUUGUCCAUAUUUUAGUUGGGUCUUGCUACUUUAUGAGUUCUUCAUAUACUCUGAAUAUUAAUCCGUUAUAAUAUACAUGAUUUGCAAGUAUUUUCUCCUAUUCUAUAGGCCAACUUCUCUUUUUUUCCUAAUGCACAAAAGUCUUUAACUUUGAUGAUGUGCAUAUUACCUAUUUUUAUUUUGUUGCUUGUGCUUUUAGUAUCAUAUCCAAAUAAUCAUUGCCAAAUCCAGAAUUAUGAAGUUAUUCCCAUCAUCUUCUAAGUUUUAUAGUUUUAGUUCUUACAUUUAGGUCUUUGGUCCGUUGUGAGUUAAUUUUUGUAUAUAGUAUAAGGUAAAGGUCUCAUUUUUUCAUGCAAGUAUUCCAUUUUCUCAGUACCUUUUGUUGAAUUUUUUUUAAGAAAUUGUUUUGUUGCUGUUUUGGCCGCUCUGGGUCUUCAUUGCUUUUGUGGAAGUUUCUCUUGUUGCAGAGCACAGGCUCUAGAUGUACGGGUUUCAGUAGUUGCAGCACGCUGCUGCUGCCGAGUAGCUUCAGUUCUGUGCGACCCGGUGGACGGCAGCCUACCAGGCUCCUCCGUCCAUGGGAUUUUCCAGGCAAAAGUACUGGAGUGGGGUGCCACUGCCUUCUCUGAGUUGCAGCACGAGGCCUCAGUAGUUGUAGUGCUUAGUUGCUGCAGGGCUUAGUUGCUGCAGGGCAUGUGAAAUCCUUCCAGACCAGUGAUCGAACCCAUGUCCCCUGCGUUGGCAAGGGGAUUCUUACCCACUGCGCCACCAGGGAAGUCCCUGAAGCACUUCUCUCUAGUAUGAUUUUGAUGUUUAGGGACAACUCUUAUAAUUUUUUUCUUACAGUGUUUUUGUACGACCUAGAUACUUUUUAUCGAACCCUUUUGAGAGCUUUAAUAAGUUAGAUGUGCUUCAGGGGAGCUUGUCUAACUUCACUGUUCCUUUGUGUAGUAUUCAGAAAUGUAGCAGGUUUCUUUUUGUGUUCUGGAAUCCUAUUUCUGUGAGUCUUUGCUGAAGCUGCGCCAUUACCAUUUUUCCUUAACUAUAGUCAUAGUCCCAAAUUCUAAGCUGCAGUACCUAGAACUUGUUGGAUAUUUUUUAAUGAAGCAUCCUCAAGGCACAGAAAAUAGUUAAUUCUGGUCUUAGGGGACAGGGAGUGUUAGGGCAGUUAAGGGAUAUGGGAGAAAUAGCCUCACCAGCCUCUGGGAACUAAAGAUGAAACCUAAAAAUAUAUUAGAACAAGCUUGUUGAUAAUGUAUUAGCAAAUAGAAAACAGACUUUGAGUUCUUUGCUUCUGUUAGGGCUUUUUUGGGAUUAGGAGAUUGAAGAGUAACAAAAUGACUGUGGCUCUUUCUUAAAUACAAAUGAUGUAUGCACAAAGUUUAUGUCGUAAAUUACUUAAAGAGUAAAGACAAAAAUGAUUUAUUUGAAACUGAUGGUGAUAUAACCAUUUUUGGUGUCUUAACAAUCACCUAAGCUUUUUGUUAAUGCAAACUGACCUUGCCUCCAACUGUCAAGGUUGAAGCCAGCAAUGAGAGUGAAGAAUGUCAGCAGUGAGAGCAUCAUGAGCAGGCAGAGGAGACAGUGGCCAGGAAUGGGCUGGAGGAGGAUAGAGAAGGGAGGGAGUCAGACUGAGAGGGAGAAAUCAAAACAUACAAAGGAAUAGAAAAAGGGAAGUGUGGAAAAACAAUUGGAGCGAGGAGAGAAAAGAGUUACAAGUGUAAUCAUUAAAGUAAAACCAGGUGUCAUCAGUUGAGUAUUUGAAUCUGUUUAUUGUAAUAGUUAAAUAGUUAGGACUGCAGUGAACCCUUUAAAGAACUGAGUUUGUACAAGGAAGAAGAUGAGCAAGAAAGGAGGGAAUUUUAAAGAGUAUGUUAAAUCACUUUUUAAAUUUAAAAUCAACAGUAAAAAUACACAUCUGUUUUAUUUUGCAACAUAGUACACUUAAUCUUAGCCAAAAGGCCUAGAAGCAAUAUACUAGUAAUAAUAUUUGAGUCUUCAUACACAGCUGUGGUUUUAUUUUGCAACAUAGUACACGCAAUCUUAGCCAAAAGGCUGAGAAGCAAUGUAGUAAUAAUAUUUGAGUCAUAUUAACUGGGAGGCACUAUUCUAAGUGCUUUACGUAUAUUGAUUCCUUUCAUCCUCAGCACAACUUUAUAAGCAGAUACUAUUUCUCCCAUUUUACAGAUGCAGAAACUGAACCACAGAGAAAAUAAGUAAUUUGCCUAGGCUAGUCAGAUAACAGAGCCAGGAUUCCACUGAGACAGUCUGACUACUCUGCUACAGCUGGCGUCAUCACCUCCACCUCCCCCUCUCCAUCAUUUGUAUGGUAUAUUUCUGUAGAAAUUUGUCUUGUUUUGAGAAUGUAAUAUCCCCUUGAAAUAGUUGUACAUCUGCUAGAGUGUGACAAACUCUGGACACUAUUUAAAGAUCAAUUUUUAUUACCUUUAGUUAGAGUACCGUGAGAAAAUUUAUUAAACUAGGUACCAGAGCACAAAAGAUGGAUAGUUCAUGGUCCCUAUCCCCAGUAAACUGAAUCUCAGUUUGUAAUUGGUCAUGUGAACCAACCAAGUGUCUACUCCAAUACUGGUAUAAAUUCUUUGACUUUGAACCAAGUUUGGUAAUGAAUGUUUGUUGCCUUCAGAAGUGUGUUCACCUUUAAAAGCCACAGACCAACUAAAAAUGUUGUUAUUACUUAAACUUUUGGAGUUAUUUUCAUUUUAGUAAGCCAUACAACAAAAUCAGCUUUUCAUACGAAAAGCAGUAGUACCUAGUUUAAUUACCUUCCUUAGUCAUCCUUAAAAUUAAAGCCUCACAUGGAUAUUCACUAAGUAUUUAUCUAAAAAGGUGUUUUGUUUUGUUUUGUUUUUACAGCCCUGAUGGAGUAAGAUGUUUGCAGGCAGUAGAGGAGGAAAUAUGAUAUCACCUACUGCAUUAUUCUUGGCUGCAAAAGUAGAAGAACAGGCUCGAAAACUUGAACAUGUUAUCAAAGUAGCACAUGCUUGUCUUCAUCCCCUAGAGCCACUGCUGGAUACUAAAUGUGAUACUUAUCUUCAACAGACUCAAGAACUGGUUUUACUUGAAACCAUAAUGCUACAAACCCUAGGUUUUGAGAUCACCAUUGAACACCCACACACAGAUGUGGUGAAAUGUACCCAGUUAGUAAGAGCAAGCAAGGAUUUGGCACAGACAUCCUAUUUCAUGGCUACCAACAGUCUGCAUCUUACAACCUUCUGUCUUCAGUAUAAACCAACAGUGAUAGCAUGUGUGUGCAUUCAUUUGGCUUGCAAAUGGUCCAAUUGGGAGAUUCCUGUGUCAACUGAUGGAAAACAUUGGUGGGAAUAUGUGGAUCCUACAGUUACUCUGGAAUUACUAGAUGAGCUAACACAUGAGUUUCUACAAAUAUUGGAGAAAACGCCUAGUAGGUUGAAGAAGAUUCGAUACUGGAGGGCUAACCAGGCAGCUGGGAAACCAAAAGUAGAUGGACAAGUAUCAGAAACGCCUCUUCUGGGUUCAUCUUUGGUCCAGAAUUCCAUGUUAGUAGAUAGUGUUACUGGUGUGCCUACCAAACCAAGUUUUCAGAAACCAUCUACAUCAGCUUUCCCUGCACCAGUACCUCUAAAUUCAGGAAAUAUUUCUGUUCAAGACAGCCAUGCAUCUGAUAAUUUGUCAAUGCUAGCAACAGGAAUGCCGAGUACCUCAUAUGGUUUGUCAUCACACCAAGAAUGGCCUCAGCAUCAAGAAUCGGCAAGGACAGAACAGAUAUAUUCACAGAAACAGGAAACAUCUUUGUCUGGUAGCCAGUACAACAUCAACUUCAAGCAGGGACCUUCUGUAUCAUUGCAUUCAGGAUUGCAUCACAGACCUGACAAAAUUUCUGAUCAUUCUUCUGUUAAGCAAGAUUAUACUCAUAAAGCAGGGAGCAGUAAACACCAUGGGCCAAUUUCUGCUACUCCUGGAGUAAUUCCUCAGAAAAUGUCUUUAGAUAAAUAUAGAGAAAAACGUAAGCUAGAAAGCCUUGAUCUGGAUGCAAGGGAUCAUUAUAUAGCUGCCCAGGUAGAACAGCAGCACAAACAUGUACAGUCUCAGGCAGCCAGCAGCAGUUCUGUGACUUCUCCCAUUAAAAUGAAAAUUCCCAUUACAAAUGCUGAAAAACCUGAAAAAUAUAUGGCAGAGAAGAAGGAAAAGAGUGGAUCACUGAAAUUACGGAUUCCAAUACCACCCACUGAUAAAAGUGUCAGUAAAGAAGAACUGAAAAUGAAAAUAAAAGUUUCUUCCUCAGAAAGGCACAGCUCUUCUGAUGAAGGCAGUGGGAAGAGCAAGCAUUCAAGCCCACACGUUAGCAGGGACCAUAAGGAGAAGCACAAGGAGCAUCCUUCCAACCGCCACCACCCCAGCAGUCACAAGCAUUCCCACUCGUACAGUGGCAGCAGCAGUGGUGGCAGUAAACACAGCGCUGACGGAAUAGCACCCACUGUUCUGAGGAGUCCUGUUGGCCUGAGCAGUGAUGGCAUUUCCUCUAGUUCCAGCUCUUCAAGGAAGAAGCUGCAUAUCAAUGAUGCAUCUCACAACCAUCACUCCAAAAUGAGCAAAAGUUCCAAAAGUUCAGGUAGUUCAUCUAGUUCUUCCUCCUCUGUUAAGCAGUAUAUAUCCUCUCACAACUCUGUUUUUAACCAUCCCUUACCCCCUCCUCCCCCUGUCACAUACCAGGUGGGCUACGGACAUCUCAGCACCCUCGUGAAACUGGACAAGAAGCCAGUGGAGACCAACGGUCCUGAUGUCAAUCACGAGUACAGUACAAACAGCCAGCAUAUGGACUACAAAGACACAUUCGACAUGCUGGACUCGCUGUUAAGUGCCCAAGGAAUGAACAUGUAAUCAUUUCUUUAGGUCAAUUUUUCCUUUCCUUUUUUAAUUUAAAAAUUGUUAGAAUGGAAAACUUCCUCCUGAUCUAGCAGUGGUAACACCUGCUGUUAGUACCACUGCUUCAAUAUUUGUAAGUGCUGCUUUAUUCUUCAUUCUGAAAAGAAGAGAUUAUAGUAAACAAGUCUUUAUCUCCACAUAUGAUAGUGUUAUAAAUACUGUAAAAGCAUGGAAGGUGCAAAACUCAGUAUUUCUACAAUUGCAGCUAAGAACAUUAGGGUGAAUGGCUGGCUGCUUCUAGGAAUAUAAGAUGCCUCAAGCAUUCGUUUAUUUAUAAUUUGAAUACUGUAGCUAUUUUUUGUUGUUGCUUGGCUUUUGAAUGAGUGUAAAUUGUUUUCUUUUGUGUAUUUAUACUUGUAUGUAUGAUUUGCAUGUUUCACUGAUAAAGGGAUAAAACAGUAUACUGACAACUGUUUACAAGAAAGUGGAGAAAAAUGUACAUACAUUUUUGUAUGUUUAGAUAUUACCAUAAAUACUCAGGAUUGGAGCUGCUUGUAAGUAUAACAAUAUACAGAAUAACUUUAUUUUAUCUUGUCAGAGUCCAUCACUAAUCUAAAACAAAGGUGGCACUUUUUCAUGUUAACCUUAAACUCUAGGCCUUACUGGAAGCCACUGAAGGGGGACACUUCACUACCGGAUGGGUAUGCAGUGCCACAGAUGGUUGUUUACUCCAUGAGGCACUGAUUCUGCCUUCAGAGGUUCUGACCAGACUGGCUGCUGAAAGAGCCCCUGAAUUUCUGAAGGCUUGAAGAGGAAAAAAUAAAGUUUACAUACUCUUGAUGUGAAGUGCAUUUAAGUGUUUGUUGGCUUGUUGCAGUACUAUAAACACAGAGGUGUUAAUAAUGGUUAAGUAGAUUACUGUGAUUUGAAAACUAAAUUCACAAAAACUUACAUUAGUGCAGAAUUAGUAAGUUUUUUUCUUAAAUAAAGAACUUUAACACUACAUAUUUUAACCGUAAACAGAAUCGCUUUUCCUUUGGCAUUCAGAAUGACACCAUGUUCUUAAACAUACCCCUCCCUUGAAGUGUGUUUGUGUGUGAUGCCAUAUUUCUUUUUCAGGUAAAUGCAGUCUUCCUUAUAAAAAUGAAAUUAAACCUAUUGCUCUCUCAGUUGUUUUAUAUUCUAACAAUAAAUAAACAAAAAAGGUCACUGACUGUGCAUUGUACCUGUAUUUAUAUCUUUCGGUUGUUAACAGGAAGCUCUCUGAGGGGAAGAAAAAAGGUAAGCCUCCAGAUAAAACAGCUAGUGGAGGUUUUCCAUGUGUUUGCACAUCUCAGUAUAUUCCUGUUGAGGUCAAGUUUGCAGUCUUCUGACUUCUGAGCAAAUGAUAGACUUUAACUUGUUUAAAAUUUGUCUUAAAUGCCAGUAACGUGACUCUGGUUUAUCAGCUAAUCUUCAAUUCUGUGGUAAAUCUUUGAGCUGUUGAGUAUCUUUGAGAUGGGUUGAAUUCAACUUCUGUUGAACUGAAAACUGUCUUAAUUUUUUCCUCUAUGUAUAUGAAUUAUUUUUGUUACAAAGCCACUGAUAUGUGCACAAUUGUAAUUUUACUCAAGUAUGUUGCAGUUGUAAAUAUUAGAGUUUAAUCUUGUGCUCUACUUUUAUUUAGCAAUUACCUGAUUUGCCGGUAGCUUUAUAAUUUUUUUAAGAUAAUUAUUCAUUAUUUUGUCAAUGUUAUUUGAAUUUAGGAUACUAGGAGUCUCUUUUUAGGGACUUUGCUUAGCUAGCAUGUCCUAACUUUGUUCUUGUCUUGCAUAACUUUAGUAAUCUUUGUCAUUACAUGUAACUUUGUUGCUCUGUAUGGCAUAUUAUUGUAUCCAUAAACAUGGUAAUUUUGAUACAGUUAUACUUUUACAGUGGUACAUAAUCCAAGGACUAGUAUAGAAUUAAGAGGAGUGCAAGAUGAGGGAGGGAAGGGUUUUUUUGUUCUUGGUAAUUUAGAUGUGAAACCUCUAUGGAGCUAUCAUGUGAAAUGAUACUGGGUGGUUGUGCUACUGUAUAAUGGGGAUGAUAAUACCAGGAAUUUUAAUAAGAUUUUGUAAAGAAUAUCCAGAAAAGUAGUGAACUUAUUUUCAGUAUGACAUAGAAAACAAUGUGAAUAUUUAAGGUCUGUGACUAUACUUAAACUUCACUAAGGAUUUGCAGAAUUGUUUUGAGAUGUGAGAAUAAAGGUAAUUUUGUUGAAUCUUUUGGUGCUAAUGAUGGACAGUUAAAAAGGUAGUUAGUGUAUAUUGUUAUGGGGAAGUACUUAUUAGUUACUUCCAAAAUUGAUAAUGCUAUGUAUUCACUUUUCACUCUGUAAAUGUAAUUCUUUACAAUGACUUUAUUUAUUAAAGGGCAGACAGUUGUAAUUUUUACAGGGUUUUGUGAGCUAUUCAAACUCUUUAACUUCUGAACAGGAUAUUAGCUUCUAAAACCACAGUGGGGAUAAAAUAUGGAAAUUCUUUUAAGUUUCAUUUCCAUUAAAUGAGAACCCUUAUAAUUCAUAUUGCCAUGAAUUUGACCAUCUUGUUUGCAUAAAAUAGUUCAUCAGCCUGGUCCCAGUAGGCUCAACCAAAGAAAAAGACUCCAAUGAAUGGACAUUAUUACUGAGUCUUCUUGUAAGUAGCCAUAAAUAAACCAAAAUAGUAUCAAAUUUAGGUAUGAAAUUCCACAUGUGCAAAGUACUGUUAAGGUGAUACAUUUUUGAUGAGAUUUUUAAAAAUAUUUGAACUAUUAAAAACCGUUAUCUUUAAACAUCCUA